AUUGAAUUCAUGCAACGUAACUGUGUUCCCUGAUUUCCUGCAGAACCAAGAUGAGCUGGAGGUGCUCCUCCUCCGCCAAAACAAAAUCCAUGGUCCAAUUCCAAAAUGGUUGUGGAACACAAGCAAAGAAACUCUAGCAUAUAUAGACCUUUCUCACAACUUUCUCACAGGCUUUGAUCAGAACCACCCCGUUGUUCUUCCAUGGUCUAGGCUACGCAUUUUAGACCUCAGCUAUAACAUGCUUCAAGGAUUCCUCCCAAUUCCACCACAGUCUACCUUUGUUUAUGUAGUCUCAGAGAACGAACUGAGCGGAGAAAUCCCACCAUCUUUUUGCAACAUGAGUUUGUUUAUGCAGUCUCAGAGAACGAACUGAGCGGAGAAAUUCCACCAUCUUUUUGCAACAUGAGUUCUCUUCGGUUACUUGAUUUCUCUAGUAACAGUGUGAGUGGUAGGAUUCCACUGUGUCUGGCCAACUUCAGCAGUUCUUUGAAUGCACUGAAUCUUGGAAGCAACAACUUGUAUGGGGUCAUUCCUCAAGCUUGCACCAGCAGAAACAAUUUGAUGAAGAUCGACUUAGGUGGAAACCAUCUACAAGGGCAAGUACCAACAUCACUGGGGAGCUGUCUGAUGCUUGAGAAGCUUGAUCUUGGAAACAAUCAAAUAAAUGAUACCUUCCCCUUUUGGUUGGGAGCUCUUCCGAAGUUGCAGGUUCUCAUUUUGCGGUCCAACAAAUUCCAUGGUGAAAUACGCGGACCCAGAACCAAUUUUGGGUUUCCCAAGCUGCGUAUCAUUGACAUCUCUCAUAAUGGUUUUACUGGUGGGCAUAAAGUUUCAGGUCUCAGGGCAUUUGUGGACAGCCUACUACACAUGCUCAAUGACAAUGGUAAACAAAGGCAUGGAAAGGGUGUAUGAGAAGAUCCCCGACAUCUUCACAGCAGCUGAUCUCUCAAGCAAUAAAUUUGAAGGAGAGAUGGCUGAAUGCAUUGGGAAAGCCAAGGGGCUUCAUUUGCUCAACCUUUCCAACAAUGCUCUUACAGGUCAAAUUCCAACAUCCUUGGUGAACCUGAUGGAGUUGGAGGUGUUGGACCUUUCUCAGAACAAACUCUCAGGCGAGAUACCCCAACAACUAGUCCAGCUCACGUUCCUUGAGUUCUUCAAUGUGUCCCACAACCAUCUGAAGGGUCCUAUACCACAAGCAAAUCAAUUUAGUACAUUUCCAAAUAGCUCAUUUGAUGGGAACUUAGGAUUGUGUGGGAACCCUUUGUCAAGGGAUUGUGGAAAUCCAGAGGCAUCAGCGCCACCUCCUUCAACCUCUGAACAAAGUUACCCAGGUGAACUUGACUGGAUAAUUGUAUUGUUGGGAUAUGGAAGCGGGCUGGUAAUUGGAGUUCUUAUGGGGUACAGAUUGACCACAAGGAAACAUGAAUGGUUUGUGAGAACUGUCGGAAGACAAAAAUGAUGGAGGAGGAAAAAAUGAAUUAGGGACAUGGAGACUGACCUUAUCCAACUACACUUUUAAUGAAAGAUUUAAAUCUUUAUCUGUACAUUUCUUGUGUUUCUUCUUUAUUUGUAGCGAUGAA
Vitis riparia (riverbank grape) is the source of this 1580-nucleotide messenger RNA. Its product is annotated as putative receptor like protein 25. Lineage: Eukaryota; Viridiplantae; Streptophyta; Magnoliopsida; Vitales; Vitaceae. Bases 665 to 1459 code for a protein of 264 amino acids. Gene Ontology annotation, molecular function: protein binding. The record is from RefSeq and is a predicted model, not a curated record. The transcript has 2 exons.